UAGAGGGGAGGGCAAACUGAGCCUAUAAAUGACCCAUCGCUUCUUUUAAAACAACAUUUCAUAUGUCACUGCUGCAGUCUCGCUCUGUAUGGAAAAAUUGUCUCAGCUCACGAAACUGCUUGCGAAAUCAAUAAAACCUGGACAUUUCUUUUAAUUUUGCAGCCAAGGCUGAACACAUUUUGAAAACAGCUAAAUAAAGCAGAGAAACAUAUAAGGCAUACUCGACUGUGGAUGAUCUUGGCGUCUGUUUAGGCUGAUCUAAAGCAGCCAUGGAUCCGAUUAUUGAAGUCGUUGCUUUAUGUCUUGGCUUUUUCGGUUGGAUAAUGGUUGGCGUCGCAAUUCCGAACCGUUACUGGAAAGUGUCGUCUAUAGAUGGGACUGUGAUCACCACAUCAACCCUUUAUGAGAACCUGUGGAUGUCCUGCGCCACGGACUCGACUGGAGUGCACAACUGCCGUGAAUUCCCUUCUCUACUCGCCCUGUCUGGUUAUAUCCAGGCGUCUCGGGCUCUCAUGAUCGCGGCAGUGGUGUGUGGCACAUUCGGCGUGGUGGCCACUCUCAUCGGCAUGCAGUGUUCGAAGGCCGCUGGUGACAACGAAGUACUGAAAGGCAGAAUCGCCGGUAUCGGAGGCGCAUUUUUCCUGCUGCAGGGUUUCUGCACGAUGAUAUCAGUAUCAUGGUACGCGGCCAACAUCACUCAGGUGUUCUUCGACCCGUUGUAUCCUGGCCAAAAGUAUGAGAUUGGAGAGGGUUUAUACAUCGGCUGGGCCUCCGGUGUUCUUGCCAUCUGUGGUGGAUCUUGUCUCAUGUGCUCCUGCAAAUUAGGCAAAAAGGAAAAGACUGGUUACUACCAGCCCACCCGUGAAACCAUUUACUCAGCGUCCGCAUCCAGGAGAGACGGUCAGAGCACUUAUGGAAGAAAUGCCUAUGUCUGAAUGAAGCAAUUCUGGUCAAUUUCAUGGCCAAACAAAUGUAACGUUAAUAGUCGACUGUUAAUAUUCUGUCUAGUGAUGGUUUAUCAGUGCAAUUAUGUAAAUAUUUUUACAGUCCUAAACGCACAGGUGGUUUUGUGGCCACCUAGGAAAAAGUCAUUAAUCAAGUAAAAUGUUACUGUGUCGGUUUUGCUGUGCAAAAACACCUCAGAGAACAUUAUACAGAAUGAAAGAGUUGAAAUUGAUUUUGUUCCCGUUACAUAAAUCAAGAUUUUAAAAGAAGAUUUGUAUGUUAAUUAUCUUGUCUCCAUUUAUUUGUACAAAUGACCCUGUUUUAUAUAAUGUGUUUUAUACAAAUAUUGAACAAACAUGACAUGCCAUUAUGUAUUUGGCCAUAUUUUGUGGUUUGACCCCAACUCACACUAACUACAAUAAUACAGCAUGUCAUAUUUUAUUGUAUUCUCCAUUCUUACAACACUGUACACUAUUUAAUAAAAUACUGUAUUAUUUUA
Messenger RNA from Labeo rohita (rohu), 1444 nucleotides. RefSeq names its product claudin 15a (gene cldn15a). The coding region runs from base 270 to 935 and encodes 221 amino acids. Gene Ontology annotation, cellular component: bicellular tight junction; plasma membrane. Gene Ontology annotation, molecular function: structural molecule activity. Gene Ontology annotation, biological process: cell adhesion; bicellular tight junction assembly. The record is from RefSeq and is a predicted model, not a curated record. The transcript has 5 exons. NCBI's taxonomy places the organism in Eukaryota, Metazoa, Chordata, Actinopteri, Cypriniformes, Cyprinidae.